Messenger RNA from Lactuca virosa, 1020 nucleotides. Lineage: Eukaryota; Viridiplantae; Streptophyta; Magnoliopsida; Asterales; Asteraceae. The record is from the annotation of a GenBank genome assembly.
AGAAACUUCGCCCCGCAUCGUUUAUUUACUCACUUCCAUUUCCAUUUCCAUUUCCAUUUCCGUUCCCACAAACACACAGUGAUUAGUGAAGAACUGAAUAUCACCAAGAAGUCAAGAACCCACUAACUGAAUAUCGCCAAGAACCCAAGUAGCCAAAGAUGGCGAAACAAGAAGUUAUUCUCCUAGAUUUCUGGGCAAGCAUGUAUGGGAUGAGGGUCAGGAUAGCACUUGCUGAAAAGGGCGUUUCAUACGAAUACAGAGAAGAAGAUUUGAGAAACAAGAGUCAGCUUCUCUUGGAGAUGAACCCGAUUCACAAGAAAAUUCCGGUCCUAAUUCACAACGGCAAACCGAUCUGCGAGUCAAACAUCAUCGUUGAGUAUAUUGAUGAAGUAUGGAAAGAUAAAGCUCCAUUGCUUCCUUCUGAUACUUACGGCAGAGCUCGGGCGAGGUUUUUGGUCGACUUUAUUGAGAAGGUAUACCACAAUGGGAGGAUUUUGGUGUACAAAGCAAAAGGGGAAGAACAUGAGACAGCUAGGAAAGAGUUCAUAGAUUCCCUUAAACUGAUUGAAGGAGAGCUUGGAGACAAACCUUAUUUUGGAGGUGACAGUUUCGGCUACGUUGAUGUGUCUUUGAUCCCAUUUUAUGCAUGGUUUCAAGCCUAUGAAACGUUUGGGGAAUUGAACGUAGAACAAGACUGCCCAAAAUUGAUUGCUUGGGCUAAAAGGUGCUUUCAGAACAAGGAGAGCGUGUCUAAUGUUCUUCCUGAGUCGGUAAAGAUAGUUGCCUUCGUUCAACACGUAAGGAACAUUUUUGGAGUCGGUGAGUAGAACUUUGAGGUAUCAAAGCCGAUUUGUUGUUUGUGUUAUUGCUUAUUUCGCUUUCUUAACAAAAAAAAUAAAUAAACAAAAAAAUAAUUAGAUGUGUUUGUCCUUUAUUAAUAAACUAGAUUAUGACCCGCGUUAAACGCAGGGAACAUAAAUUAAAUAUAUAUCACAUUAAUAAGUGGCAUUGUCUUAGGUG